Labrus bergylta (ballan wrasse) is the source of this 1077-nucleotide messenger RNA. RefSeq names its product lysozyme g. Gene Ontology annotation, cellular component: extracellular region. The record is from RefSeq and is a predicted model, not a curated record. Gene Ontology annotation, molecular function: lysozyme activity. NCBI's taxonomy places the organism in Eukaryota, Metazoa, Chordata, Actinopteri, Labriformes, Labridae. Gene Ontology annotation, biological process: defense response to Gram-positive bacterium; peptidoglycan catabolic process.
AACUUCUUAUACAAUGGAAACACUGGUAUGUACAGUCAGAGCUGUGCAAGCCAGCUAUCAAGAGCAGAGGAAGGGAGGGGGAAGUCUUUUGGCAAGAUGAAGCCGAGAUAGUGGACCUAUAACAACCGGUCACUAAACCCAUCCUGCAAAAAGAACAAACAGUGUGACACAGCUCAGUGCGUUACAGGCUUCAUCCUCGGCUUCAAGUGAACCGUCUGAACACAAAAUGGGGAGCGGGUAUUCACAUGGAGACUACGGAGACAUCAUGAAGUUUAAGUCUUCUGGAGCUUCAGAUAUAACAGCCCAGCAGGACGGGCCGACGCGGGCUAAAGGUGUGGACGCAUCUCAUGCACUGGCAAAGAAAGAUUGGGAAAGAAUGAAUAAGUACAAGGAUGACAUCUUCUGUGUAGCAGCUCAACAUAAAGUCGAUCCGGCUGUUAUUGCUGGCAUCAUCUCCAGAGAGUCCCGGGCCGGAAAUACAAUAAAGGACAAUGGAGGCUGGGGAGACCAUUUCAAAGCCUGGGGACUGAUGCAGGUUGAUGUCCAUCCAGACGGAGGAAACCACAAAAAAAUAGGCGCAUGGGACAGUAGGGCGCACCUGUUCCACGCUACAGGGAUCUUGGUUGAUUUCAUCAAAAAGAUCCGUAAAAAAUAUCCAGACUGGAGCAAAGAGUAUCAGCUGGAAGGAGGGAUUGCAGCCUACAACUGCGGGGAUGGAAAAGUCGACCCUAAAGACGCGGAUAAAAACACGACAGGUGGAGACUACGCCAAUGAUGUUUUGGCCAGAGCUCAGUGGUACCGAGAGAAAUACAAUCCUAAGACUUUUUUUCUUUUCUGAAUAGCAAACUACAAAACAGAAAAAAACCCACAGAUGAUGUUUCUACUAAUCUGGCCCAAAGUGAGAAGAUUCUGAAAGAAAUGUAUAAAAUAAUAAUCUCUGUAUCCUCCCGUACUACUCACUAAAACUACUCUGCUGGUGAAGAUUAGAUACCGCCCGUCAGCGCGUAGCUGACAUGAUUGACAGGUGGGCGUGAUGUAACGGUUUGUUAGGAGGUUUAAAACCCGCCUCAGCUCCAG